AUGAGUUAGACUGAACAAUAAGUAAUAAAUUAUGAUAGCUAAUAUCUGGAUGUAUUUGGUUGCACACAUAACACAAAGAUCACAUGUUCAGGGAAGUUGAUUUGUUAACAAUGUGGCAUAUAUAUAAACAAUGUAAAAUUAUACAAUUAAAGUAUUAAGUUAUAAACAAAAGUUUACAAGACUAUCAAAAUGAGAUAUAAUGCUUUUUUCAAUCCAAUAAAUAUAUUGAAUAAUGCAUUGGCUCCUUAGAUAAUUUAAAAGCAUUUAAUAAAUAGAUAACCAGUUAUUGAUUUCAUUGAAUAAGCAUCAGAGAGAUUAAAUCUAAGUGCUACUACAUAAUUUUUGGCUAUAAAUUACUUAGAUCACUAUUUCAAUUAGUAAGGAAUAAAUGAAGAACAAAUAUAUUUAUAUGCUGCAACUGCUUUGAUGUUGGCAGCCAAAGCCUAAGAAUUAGAUGAAAAGAUUCCUUUCAUAAGUAAAUUGAAGAGAUAUUCAUCAAUGACAUCUCAUCCUGAAAUAAACAAUUAUACAACUCAAGAUUUUAGAAAUGCUGAGAAAACAAUUAUAUAAUCAUUAAAUUGGAAAUUAUAAAGAGUCACAUUAUUAGAUCGUAUAGAAACUUUGCUAUCUUUUGGAGUAAUAGAUGAUGAUGAUAGUCUUGCAUAACAAUAAGGUUCUCAAUAGAAGGAGAAUAAAGAACUAUAAUAAGCCCAUUUAAAAUUAAGAGAAUUAAAUGAUACUCAAAUUUGUAAUUAUGUUAAAGAAGUAGAAAAUAAAUAUAUAGAAAUUGCUUUUACUGUAAUUAGAGGUAUACUUUAAAUAUUAUAUAUAGAUGAUUCAAUUUACUUUUCAAAUGAUUAAUCUAUUUUGGCUUUAUCAUGUAUUGCUUACUUAAGAAAGAAGGCUGGAUUAUUGAAUAUUUGGUCUUAAUAACUAUAUGCAUUAACUGGAGAAUCAGCAUAGAAAAUAUCUUCAACAAUUUCAUAAAUAAUGACUCUAACACCUAAAAAUAAAAUUACUAAUAUUUCUAAACCUUAGAUUACUACUUAAUCUAAUUCAUAUUUAUAAAAUUUAUAGAAUCCUCCUUCUUAAACAAAGCCUUCCUAAAAUAGAUAAUAUUUAUUUGAGUCUAAUAAACAAUAAACUACAGAUAUAAUAUAAUAAUAUAAUACAACUAAGGCUUCAGUAAAAGUUCCUUUAUUUUAAUCUUAAUCAGCAAUGUAAUUAUCUAAAAAUGAUAUUAUGAAACCACAUUAAUUGAAUUAAAUUAAAUAUACUAAUAGGAAUACAAAUUUUCCCAUUACUACUACUACUACAAAUUAUACUUAUUUAACUGAUCAAAUUGUUCAUCCAAAUUCAUACAUUAAACAUGUAGAAUUAGAUAAAAAAUAUGAAUAAAUUCAUAAAGUGGGUGAAACUAAAUUUAGAACCAAAUUAUUCAAUCAAUGA
Molecule: messenger RNA, 1449 nt
Organism: Paramecium pentaurelia
Lineage: Eukaryota; Ciliophora; Oligohymenophorea; Peniculida; Parameciidae
Source: the annotation of a GenBank genome assembly